GCUGUAGCGCCAGAGGUCCGAACCCUAUCUUCAACCACCCAACCAGGCGGCAACCAACUCUCUACUGGCACCACUACACGCCGCCGCGACCUGCUCUCUGCUGGAGACACCGAGUUUUCGGGUCCACAGGAUGGCAUCGCUGGAGACUCCGUGCUACUGGACACUUUCCGCCGCUCAGAUGAGCGGGAAGCUCGGCCGUUCAGUUUCUGGUAAUUGGUGUCAGUGAAAGAUCCCUCUUUGAGUGGCUGAUCGGACGGCGAAUCGACAGAAUCAGAUUCCGGCUGGAACCGUUUAGCCGGAAAUUUGGACAUGGGAGAGACAGACGGCACAAGCUUUUGAAAUGCUUGUUAAGUACCGUACUGGUACUGAGAUAUCAAAUCAAGGUACACCAAUCCACCGGUCCAGCCGCACUAGAAUAAUAAUAAUCUUCAGUUUCUGCUGUUCUUUCGUGGGCCUAAAUACGGGUUGAAAAAGGAGUUCUAGGCCCAACAUAUUUGGGCUUGAAGGGUAUAAAUAUAAAGUUGCAAA
Molecule: messenger RNA, 528 nt
Organism: Rubroshorea leprosula
Lineage: Eukaryota; Viridiplantae; Streptophyta; Magnoliopsida; Malvales; Dipterocarpaceae
Source: the annotation of a GenBank genome assembly